CCCUCUAUAAAAGAGGCGGAUUAUCGGUACCCUCCAUCUCCACCUUCCACAUCGAAUUUUGUCUUUCGGAGCCGAGUCUUCCUACAUCGGACGCAGGAUCUUCCAUUGUAAUCAUGCCAACGAUGCAUGUUCUCAGAAUCGCAGCGGGGAUCGCGAUCAUCCUGCUCUUUGCCAUCCAAUGCCUGGGUCUCACUUGGACGAACUGCCGGUCUCCACUGGAAGAGGCAGAAGGGUUGAUUAUGGUUUUCUCCACAUGCGGGGCGGGGUCCGGAACGAAUAACGACUGUGGUUCUAGCAUCGCCACCUCAAUCAAGUGUUGUUAUGUGACUGAAGGGAACCUCACAUCCGAUUCGUGCCGGGUUCAUUACGGUGAUGCCGGGCAGGUGCUCUCCUGCUUCGAUGACGGACAGUUCAUGAAGGGUGCCUGUGGCUCCUUCUCCGAAGGGAGCUGUGACGGCCGCAGCCACUCCAUCACUUGCUGCACCUAUUACCUGGACGAUUCAUCGUCGUCUAUACCCAAUCGCAGGCUGAUCCCGGGAAUGCUGACGCCGGAGGGUUCAUCCAAUGGAUAUAAUUCAACAUGUGGAAGUAGAAGAGUAGCUGUGGGUCGUUGUGCAUCCGGGUCCAACGCUAAUUGCUCAAACGGCGAUUACACAGCGUUGACGUGUGCCUAUGCUGCCGGUUGUUAUGAUUGUCCCUUGUCCUAGAAAAGCCACACUGAUAGCAGCAAUACAGAAUGUCUUUGGAGC
Darwinula stevensoni is the source of this 749-nucleotide messenger RNA. The record is from the annotation of a GenBank genome assembly. Lineage: Eukaryota; Metazoa; Arthropoda; Ostracoda; Podocopida; Darwinulidae.